AGGACCUGAGGAGCAUGGAAGAAAAAGAAUUACAUAGGUGGAAGAGAGUGCUGGGUGGUGCUGGAGGACGAACGCUUGUAUGUGAUUGAGAUUGUCGCUUCUUGUUCACGUUUGACUUUGCUGUUGUUGACACGGUCCUCGACGGAGAAAAAAAGUUUGGAAAAAAAUAAAGUGUGGACGUAGAAGAAAGUAAAGCUAAAGAUGGGGUGUGGCGGUAGUAAAGGCAAAGAUCCCGCCGCGGCCGCGUCAGGAGCGGCUGAGGAGGAGGUGAAGAAGCCGAAGGGCGCCCAGAACUUUUCAGCGGUCGACUUCAUUUUCGAAUCCAAGGGCAAAAUCCAUGACUCCUACAUCUUCGAGGAGAAAAAGCUCGGACAGGGAACCUAUGGUAAGUAUUUCGAUGAUGAAAAACAUGCGACGUUCUCAUCUUCGUCCACUACCAAUUCCUGCCUCGUCUCGUCGCAUUUUUGACUUUUUGCAUCUGCAUUCUGUCGUGAAGUAGACAACUCGAGGAAUUAUCAUUAUGUCAAUUCCCUCUCGCUGCUCUCCACCCUGUGCAACAUAUCCAUAUGGAAAAAUUUCGUCAAUCAUGAAAAUGUAAAUAAUUAUGAUAAUUGCAGGUUCUGUGGUCCGCGGCACACAUAAGGAGACGAACCAGAUCCGGGCGGUAAAGUGCAUACCAAAGGGAAGCAAGCAAGUGAAGAACCUGGACAGAUUUAAGCAGGAGGUCAGCAUAAUGAAGUCUCUCGACCACCCCAACAUCGUAAAACUCUUCGAAUCCUACGAGGACCAGAGAAAUAUCUACCUGGUAAGUUGUAUAAUUACAAUUACAGCGUUGAUGUUGAAUUUCACUUGUGUUUUCGUACGACUACUAUUGCAUGUGCAUGCGCAAAUGAAUCGGAAUGAGUCUUCGGAUGAAGGAGCACACGCUGUUACCGUGGUGGUUUUCUGUUUUUGGUACUACGACAUCGCAUAGCAAAAACUUAAACUACAGUGAAAAGAUACGUGCAACAAGAGAUGCGACUUCUCUCUCCUUGAUGCACUAUUUCCAGGUAAUGGAGCUGUGCCAGGGCGGGGAGCUUUUUGACCGAAUCAUCGAUAGUGAAAAGUUCAACGAGAAGGAGUGUGCGAUACUGAUGCGGCAAAUUCUCUCCAUCGUCCACUACAUGCACGAAGCGGGCAUCAUGCACCGCGACAUCAAGCCCGAGAACUUUCUGCUCAAGGAAGACCGAGCGCCCAUCGCCGACUCCACGGUAUCAAAUGUAAAAGUGUCUGGGUCUGCGUCUGGAAGAAUUCAUGUUUGUCAUGCUUGUCUGGCAUGACUCUUAAAUCUGUCAUGCACGUUACCCAAGAGCUCCGCUUUUCUCUGAUGCAGAAGCGCAGUUUGUCAUGCAGAAUAGGCAACACCUAGGAGAUUAGAAACUUGUCAUGCUGAGCCAGCACUUGUAGCCUCAACCUCAUCAUGAGACGCCACCCAGCGUCACAAGUUUCCAGACCCAGACAUUUUUACUUUUGAUACACGGUGAAAAUCAUCGAUUUUGGUUUGUCAACCCGGUUCAAGCCCGGAGAGUUUAAGUCAACAAAGGCUGGUAAGUGCGGUUUUAGAUGUGGUUUUUUCAUCGCACAGAAGAUGUAAAGAAGAUGUACGUGACAUGCAUUUUUACCACGUACCUACGCGCAGCUAAUGGUGGAAUUGGCUGAUGAUGUUAUGGUGGAAGUGGAUCAUGUUGCGUACUAUGAAUCAAUGCCAUUCGAUUCCUCUUCAUGCGAGGAUACCUUCGGGAUCGGGACGUGCUCACUUUUUCUCGCACGAAAAACGUGCCUUCCUGUACGUUUCUGGCUGUGCGACCGUAUGUUGAAACAAAUCGAAUAUAAUGGUACUAGGUACACCAUAUUACGUGUCACCACAAGUUCUGAACGGAAAAUACGACCAGUCGUGCGAUAUCUGGAGUUGUGGCGUCAUCAUGUACUACUUUAUGUUUAUUUGCUUCUGUUGGAUUUUUCUGCCGACCGACUCGUCGCCCUAAGAACGACAAAUGUCAAUGCAAAAAGAGCGCUCCUCCUUUUGCCAACGAAACACGAACAACACAACACAGGUAUAUCAUGCUGUGUGGCUACCCACCCUUCUAUGGGGAGAACGACAAGGACGUGCUGGCGCGGGUGCGAUUUGCGAGUUUUACCUUUGUGCAGGCAGACUGGAAGAACGUGACGAACGAUGCAACGGAAUUGAUCACCAAGAUGCUGAAAAAGUCCCCGGUGGACCGGUACACGGCGCGGCAGGCGUUAGACCACGUCUGGGUCUCGCAGAUGGCCCCCAAGUCGGCCUCCAUCUCGCUCAGCGGCAACCUCGUGGGCCCCCUGACCUCUUUCCGCAAUGGCAACAAACUGAAGAAGGCCGCCCUCACCGUGAUCGCCACCCAAAUCUCCGACGACUCCGUCAAGUCGCUCAGGGAACUCUUCUACCAGCUGGACAGCGACAACGACGGCACACUCACCAUCGACGAAAUCACACAGGGACUCGGUACGAAUAAUAUGGUUUUCGAUUUCACCUCCAGCGACGGUUGUUAAAAAUAGAGACGGCCAUCCAGCAGCAUCCUAUCUUUUUGCAUUUUGGUUUUCGUUAAUGGUACAUCAACCCCCGGUUCUUGCUUUCCAUUGCUUUUAGUAGCUAGGGGUUUUGCAGAAAGGACUAGAAUAAGAAUUACGUCGUGAUAUAAACCUUCCAAAAGUAGACCAAAGAUAUAACUACUUACACAUCAAACGCACAGCCAAGGCCGGUCUCCAGGAUAACCAGGAACAGCUAGCGGAGCUCAUCCAGCAGAUUGACAGUGACGGGAGUGGCCGGAUCGACUACUCAGAGUUCCUAGCAGCCACCAUGGACAAGAGGCAUUACAUGAAAGAAUCUGCCUGCUACGCAGCUUUCAAGGUGAGGAUAAGGAAAGAACGUCGAAAAGUAAAAUCGGAAGUAGUUCGGCUCAUGAAAUUGACAUGAUGAUGAUUGUUGACAUUUCUUGAUUUUGAUUUGUAGAGAAUCGGCAACUAAACGUAGUACUACGAAAGCAAAUACAAUUUUUUUCUAAACCAAAUCCACCAGGUAUUCGACCGGGACGGCAGCGGCACGAUCGAUAAGCAGGAGCUGGCGGAUGUGCUGGCGGACGGUGACCUGAAGUCGAUGGUGAGCCAGGAUAUCAUCAGCAAAAUCCUGGCCGACGCCGAUGCAAAUGGCGACGGGGAGAUCGAUUUUGAGGAGUUCAUGGCCAUGAUGCAAAAGGAUUCCGACGAGUCCGGCGGGCUGGUGAUCGACUCGAAGUAA
Molecule: messenger RNA, 3310 nt
Organism: Amoebophrya sp. A120
Lineage: Eukaryota; Dinophyceae; Syndiniales; Amoebophryaceae
Source: the annotation of a GenBank genome assembly